Molecule: messenger RNA, 384 nt
Organism: Chinchilla lanigera (long-tailed chinchilla)
Lineage: Eukaryota; Metazoa; Chordata; Mammalia; Rodentia; Chinchillidae
Product: 60S ribosomal protein L31-like
Exons: 2
Coding region: 1-384 (127 amino acids)
Biological process (GO): cytoplasmic translation
Cellular component (GO): cytosolic large ribosomal subunit; ribosome
Molecular function (GO): structural constituent of ribosome
Source: RefSeq, a predicted model, not a curated record
AUGGCUCCCACAAAGAAGGGUGGUGAGAAGAAGGGUCAUCCUGCCAUCAAUGAGGUGGUGACCCGAGAAUACACCAUCAACAUUCACAAGUGCAUCCUUGGAGUGGGCUUCAAGAGGCAUGCUAGAGUACUUUUAAGUACUAGAUGCAAUGCCAGGAAAUUUGCCUUGAAGGAGAUGGGGAAUCCAGAUGUGUGCAUUGACACCAGGCUCAACAAAGCUGUCUGGACCAAAGGAAUAAGGAAUAUCUCAUAUUACAUCCAUGUACAGCUGUCCAGAAAAUGUAAUGAAGAUGAAGAUUCACCAAACAAGCUGUACACUUUGGUAACCUAUGUCCCUGUUACCAUGUUCAAAAAUUCCCAGACAGUGAAUGUGGAUGGAAACUAA